This is a messenger RNA of Parnassius apollo (apollo), 642 nucleotides long. NCBI's taxonomy places the organism in Eukaryota, Metazoa, Arthropoda, Insecta, Lepidoptera, Papilionidae. The record is from the annotation of a GenBank genome assembly.
AUGGCGACACAGACGCCGGUGCGCGAGAGGUGGCUUCCCCGUUUCUCGCCUUCAUUAAUGCGUCUAGAGGAGUUGAUCAACUCACGAACGUACUUCGCUGCUUACGCCGUUUCCUUACCAGCGUUGUGUGGGAGCUUGUUAAAACCGAUGACACUUGGGCAGUGGUUCCUUGGAGCCAUUACACUGCGCAUUCGCUCCCGCGAAAGCCAAGAGUUAUCCUUAAAAUCACUAUUAUUCGCGUUAGCAUGGCUUGUAAAGGCCAUGCAAGAAGAUAACCCGCCAUGCAUUCACUCGAGUGGGGUGACUAUCUACACGUGGAUUGUUUCGUCUACGUGCGACGAUUGCAUGAUGAACACAUUACUGAAUACAUCCGAUGAAACUAUGUUUGAAUAUAGGUUUCACAGAGGUGACAGCUUCAGUGAAUACUUGCGUUUCAACUGUGGUUUGGUGCGCUUACAUUUCAGAUCUUGCACACGUGAUUCCAGUAUUUCUACUGUGUCAUGCUACCUGCAACCCGAAGCUUUACGUACGAUUGGGAAGCAUUCCUUCCUGACUUCUACUUCAGCGGGGAAAAUGAUAUGCGUAGAAGUUCGUGUGUCUGUGGGCACUCACUACAGAAUCGGAGGCUUGCACCGUGGGUGA